Glycine soja is the source of this 1803-nucleotide messenger RNA. RefSeq names its product purple acid phosphatase 18-like. The transcript is spliced from 5 exons. Bases 125 to 1489 code for a protein of 454 amino acids. Gene Ontology annotation, molecular function: acid phosphatase activity; metal ion binding. The record is from RefSeq and is a predicted model, not a curated record. NCBI's taxonomy places the organism in Eukaryota, Viridiplantae, Streptophyta, Magnoliopsida, Fabales, Fabaceae.
GAAGCGGAAAAAGUGAGGCAACGACAUAUUUGGUGACGUCAUGAGGAUGGUUGAUGAUAGAAAGAAAGAUUGAAGCGGAAGUACAUUGUUGUCGGAGGCUCAGGCAGUUACUGUUACUGUUAUUAUGGAACUCAAACAACAAAAACUCCUUCUUGUUCUGAUUCUAACGCUUCUUUUUGCCACUGCCACGCCUGAUUCUGAAUACGUUCGACCUCUUCCUCGUAAAACCUUAACAACCAUCCCAUGGGAUUCAAUUUCCAAGGCCCACUCCUCUUACCCUCAACAGGUACACAUUUCUUUGGCAGGAGACAAGCACAUGAGAGUUACAUGGAUAACCGAUGAUAAACAUUCACCUUCAUAUGUAGAAUACGGAACAUUACCUGGGAGAUAUGACUCAAUAGCUGAAGGAGAGUGCACCUCUUAUAACUAUCUGCUAUAUAGCUCAGGAAAGAUACAUCACGCUGUAAUUGGACCUUUGGAAGACAAUACUGUGUACUUUUACAGGUGUGGUGGAAAAGGUGCCGAGUUCGAGCUCAAAACUCCUCCAGCUCAAUUUCCAAUUACUUUUGCUGUGGCUGGGGAUCUGGGUCAAACUGGUUGGACUAAAUCAACACUGGCUCACAUUGAUCAAUGUAAAUAUGAUGUCUACCUGCUACCAGGAGACCUUUCAUAUGCUGAUUGUAUGCAGCAUCUGUGGGACAAUUUUGGGAAACUUGUGGAGCCGUUUGCGAGUACAAGGCCAUGGAUGGUAACUGAGGGAAACCAUGAAGAGGAGAACAUACUAUUGUUAACGGAUGAGUUUGUGUCCUAUAAUUCCAGAUGGAAAAUGCCAUUUGAGGAAAGUGGAUCAACUUCAAAUCUCUAUUAUUCUUUUGAAGUUGCAGGUGUUCACGUUAUAAUGCUUGGCUCCUAUGCAGAUUAUGAUGUGUACUCUGAACAAUACAGAUGGCUAAAGGAAGAUCUGUCAAAGGUGGAUAGGAAAAGGACACCUUGGCUGCUUGUGUUAUUUCAUGUGCCAUGGUAUAAUAGUAACAAGGCUCAUCAAGGUGCAGGAGAUGAUAUGAUGGCAGCUAUGGAGCCGUUGCUUUAUGCUGCUAGUGUUGAUUUAGUUAUCGCUGGUCAUGUUCACGCUUAUGAACGUUCAAAACGUUUGUAUAAUGGAAGAUUGGAUCCCUGUGGUGCUGUCCAUAUAACUAUUGGUGAUGGAGGAAACAGAGAAGGCUUAGCUCAUAAGUAUAUAAACCCGCAGCCAAAGUGGUCAGAAUUCCGUGAAGCCAGUUUUGGUCAUGGUGAGCUGAAGAUUGUAAACUCCACUCAUGCCUUCUGGAGUUGGCAUAGGAAUGAUGAUGAUGAACCAGUAAAAGCUGAUGAUAUCUGGAUAACCUCUUUGGUCAGCUCACGCUGCGUUGAUCAGAAGACACAUGAACUCAGAAGUACACUUACUAUGCCCGAAAACUCAGAACUUCGUGGAUUAGCAAAAGUUAUGUAAAUAUUGACGAUGAGACAAUUCCUUAGUUUAGUUUGUAUCACUACAAGCAGCAGAGUGAGUAAACUGAGGUAUUUCAGUACAUAGCUGCUGGUUGUGCUGGUGCAUGUAUUUAAAUAUUCUAAGGACAUGGACUAGUCAGUAAAUGGAGUACAAGGCUAGUUGUCACUUUGCAAUUGAUGGUGUUGCUUGUUUUGUCUGAACUUUUAAGAUUGGUUUCUGAUUUCUAUAUAGGAAAACCAAAACUUAGGUUACUUAAUAACCAGCGAUAAAUAUGUAUAUUUUAUAUUCUUAACUGACAUUGAGAUUUUAGAUUA